AUGGUUCGCAUAAGUUUAUGCAUCGUCAACGUUUUCUACCCGGCAGUGCAGAUCCUUGCUGAGGGCACUCUUCACCUGACAGUCCAUGCAGCUACGGCCCACCUCCACGGGGACGAUGCCAAAGCGGCUGGCAAAAGAAUAGCUUUCCGGUGGGAGAAGAGGCCUCUGGUGUCAGCUGAAAUGCUGUGGGACACAGUCGAGCUGGUGCAGACGCUGUACUUCAUUUUUUUGUCCGACAUUGUGAGCCUGCUGUGGGCAAUUGCGUGGAGGUUGGCGUACCCGGCGCUGGCCAUCUUCAGACGGUUCCUGGCUUUGUUCUGCUUCAUCCUGGGCGCCAGUCAGGAAGAGCUGGGCUACUUUCUGGCAGAUGUGGCGCAUCAGACCGUGGCAGCUCUUCAGGUCUUCGCCGUUUACGCAGACCAGAAGCUUGUCCCGCUGACGAACUGGGCAAUUGACUGGCUUGAGGAGAGUUUGGGCGUAGUCUUCUGGCUUGUUGUCCGCGCCGGGGCGCUCGCGCAGCACCACCGCUUUUGUAUCGUCAGGCUCUUCACCUAUGCCCUGCUGAAUCUAGAGGAGGUCCCUUACGCUGAGCCACCGUGGCUGGAUCCGGGCGCAAGCUCACGGAUACCGGUGUCGGAGGCUAUUCUGGGGUUUUCAUUCAAGCCUCUGGUUGGAGCGUCUUGGAACUUCUUGGACAUGACUGUUGACGCACACUGGGCUGAAGACGGUGAGAAAGCCUUGAAGCUAGCUGAUGCGAUACGCCCACCGCCUGCAGAGAUGGGUGAUGCGCUGCACCUUCUUGGAGCAUGUCACCUCCGGAUGCGUUCAUUUGCAACGGCAAUCAAGUGCUUCGAAAGGGCCAUGCUCGUCAAGCAGAUGGCUUCAACAAGUGAGGGACACGGCGACCAGACUGUGACCGUGGCAUCCUCUUUGCUCGCGCUGGGCAGUGCUCACCUACAGAGUGGUUCAGCGGUCACCGCGGCUCGCUGUUUGCAGACCGUGGUGGCAACACUGGAAGAGUUAGGUGACGAAGCAGAUGAGCUGAUGCUG
This is a messenger RNA of Symbiodinium pilosum, 1050 nucleotides long. Lineage: Eukaryota; Dinophyceae; Suessiales; Symbiodiniaceae. The record is from the annotation of a GenBank genome assembly.